AGACAGGGAACCCAGAGCAGCAAAAGCAUAUAUGGAGAGAGAAAGAGUGUGUUUGUGUUGACGAGAGAGCUUCACAAAUAAACUCACAAAACCAUAUGAUUUUUCUUCUUCUGGGUCUUUGAGACCAUGAAGUAGUAGUUGUAGUAGAUUAUACCCUUUUGAGUUUUUUUUUUCUUCUCUUUUUUUUUUCUCCAAAAUCCUUAUUUCCCCCGAAAUCUAGACUAGCUAAGAUCUCUUGUGGGGUAUUUGAGAUUUCUUUUUUUUUUCCAAGUGUUUUGAAGAGGUGAAUCUAGUUUGAGAGAUAUAGAAGAAGUCCAUUAAUCUUGCACCUAUGAGGAUCCGUAAGAGACAAGUGCCUUUCCCUCUCUUGCCGGCGACUUACUCAGAUCCCAACCUGAUCAACCGGUCACCGGUGAUGGUGCAACUCAACGAUGCCACCAAAGCUUCUUCUUGCACUCAUCAUCAUGGUUCAACCACCACUGCACCCUCACCCCUCUUGGAUUGUCCUCAGCCGUCCGAUCAGCCUCUCCCACUGAUUGGGAAGCCCACCAACGGCUCUGAUGAGUCCUCCAGAGAAGGGCAAAAGAAGCAAGAAGAAGAGUCUUCGGUGAAAGAUGGGAGAAGGAAAGAAGAGGGAGAGGGACAUAAGGGUAAUGGUGCCAGGAGAGGAAGCAUCUCAUGUUCAGAAAAGCUGGCUGAAACAUUUUCAUCUCCAACAAGCCCUCCUAAACAAGAUGGGAGAUGGUGCGAGGGAGAUAAAGCUUUUCCACCCAAGAAGCGAAGAGGGGCCUUCGAGAAUGCAACCGAAGAUAUCAACGUCAAUGAUGAUAACAACGAUAAGAAGAAUUCGAAGACCAAGACGAAGAGAAUGAAGAUGAAGAUGAACAAGAGUUCGAGGCAAGACGAUAGCAAUGAAGAAGAGGUAGAGAACCAAGAAGAGGCGGCAACAAAGGAAACGAAACCCGAACAAGCAAACGUUGGUAAGAAGAGGGUAAGGGGUAGUGCACUAAUGGAAGGUUCAAGGUGCAGUCGUGUAAACGGAAGAGGAUGGAGGUGUUUUCAACAAACCUUGGUGGGUUACUCUCUUUGCGAGCAUCACUUAGGGAAAGGAAGGUUGAGAAGCAUGACAAGUGUGAGAAACAAGUCCAUUGGGACAACAAGUGUUGCACCAAAGAACAAUAUUGUGCCUCAAUCCGAGCAUUCAUUCGGAAAGCAAACAACAAAGUCUAGUAGUAGUGUCACUGAAGAGUACCCUUUGGGAAAUGAUGCUGAAAACAAUGAUGAGAAGAAGCCAGUGAUUGUCACAAAGAGGAGGAUGAAGCUUGGAAUGGUGAAAGCUCGAUCCAUAAGCAGCUUGCUGGGCCAAACCAACACUGAAAUUGUUUCCAUAGCCGAGGAUAAUGAUAACAAAUAGCCAAGUAAGGCAAAAAAAAAAAAAAAACACUAAGUGCUGCUAUUAUUUCAUGUAUAACUUUUGCUUGAAAAAUAUUUUUAAUAAUAUGGACCUUGUUGUCUUAUACCUACAUGGGUGCAACUUCUUCCUAACAAACUAGCAUGGGAGAUGCUUUGAUUCCUUGCUUCCAUGUGUUUUAUAUGUUAUCGUUUUCUUCAUA
Molecule: messenger RNA, 1613 nt
Organism: Glycine soja
Lineage: Eukaryota; Viridiplantae; Streptophyta; Magnoliopsida; Fabales; Fabaceae
Exons: 4
Coding region: 332-1414 (360 amino acids)
Source: RefSeq, a predicted model, not a curated record